AUGCACUUUGACACCACAUUCACCACGGCAGACAGAUCAGUCCUUGCCCUGGCUGCAGUGCUCAUCUUCCACUUUCUGCAGCCCCUGGUGAUCACUCCGCAUGAGGAUGCGGAGCUGAGCGAAGAGGACCUGGAGCAGGCUACCCCAGAGCCACCCGAGCCUGCCUGGGGACCCCUGCUCUCGGCAGCCGUGCAGCAGGGGCCCUACCGGGCUGCUGCUGAACUGCUCUUCCUGCCUUUGUUCCUCUGGUUCAGGCCCUUGCCAACAGCCCCUCUGCAGGUCUCUGCUGGCUCCCGGGCAGGGACUCAAAGGCCGCAGGAAGGUGCCCCUGGAGAAGGCCCUGGAGAGCGCUGGGGCCAGGAGUGCCGCCAUGAGGGCAGCAAGCGGGGCCUGGCCUGUCCGUGCCUGCGGCAGGGCGCAGGGCGGGCGCUCAGGCCCUGCCAGCUGCAGCUGGGAGCUCUGCAGGGCGGCCGGCAGAGAGCCGUGGGCUCCCGCAGCUCUGCGGCCCUCACGGCUGAGGCAGCUGCCCGGGCACAGCCCGCUGGGGACACGCGGCCGGCCCGGGGCCACCCGCAGGGGGACCCUGCUCUGGGGCCAGCCCAGGCCGCAGCAGGGAGCCGCCCAUGGGGCCGUGCCCGGCCACGGAACGGCUCUGCCCGGGAACAGGGCUCCAGGAGCAGGGCAGCAGGGCCGCCAGUGCCGGCCACACUGAGAACCAUGGAGCCCAUGGUAUUCCUUUUCAUGCUCUUGAAAAGCCUCAUCCAGUACCCACAGCACGUGGCUGACGCUUUGGAUGAGGAAACACGUCUGCGCAUGGAAGAGCGUGCAAAGCAUCUGGAAUGGGAGAGGAUUCAUCUGGAGCAGGAGGUGGAACAGCUCACCCAGGAGCAGCUGAAGCAGGUAGAGGAGGAUGAACAAGACAACCGUGGGGCAGAUGAAGAGGAAGCGGGCAAUGUUGCGGCUAACGACGAAGACAACGUUGGCAAUGAAGAUGUCAAUGAGGCUGCAGUUGCAGAAAACAACAACGAUGCUGCAAAUGAAGUCCAAGAAGAAGAAGAGGAUGAUUUUGAUGAUUUCCUUGGAGAAGUUGUAAUGGAGCGCAUCCAGUGGCCUGUACAGGACCUGCAGAGAGGCUGUGAGUGGAUAACUGACCUCAUGGAUAAUUAUACCAUGUACUUUGGCCAUGUUUUGGCCAACAGUUUCUACCCGGUCCUGCAACGAGCCAUCGGGGUGGGCAGUGCCUUUGAAGGCUGGAGUCCCCGUGAGCAGGAUGUCGUCUACAGCGUGCUCAUCCCCAUGACUCCUCCCCGGGGCCACAGCUUCCACCUGGAGCUGGACAGUGAAGAGCAGAGGCACGUCAGGAACUUCCGUGUCCGCGUGCAGCUGGAGUGCACCUGCAGCAGGGAGCAGCAGGCUGAGGACAUGCUGUGCUUCCUGCACCACCCCGAGGAGGAGCUGAGCAGCAAUCAGGAUCCCAGCCUCCUAGACACCCUGUGCACCGGCUCCUACCUCGACGUGCAGAAAACUGCCCGCUGGUUUUACCAGCUGGUGAGAGCAGUCUGGCCAGCUCUGCCUCAGUCACACAACUGGCAUUUAAGGCUGAUGCCCUCCACACGCUCCUGCCAAUUCAAGGUGUCCUACGGGCAGGAAAGCUUCAGGAUUGAGCUGUUCUUUGGCGUGCGGAGAGGUGACUCAGCCAUCUUUGUGUGCAGCCAGCCUAGAGAGGCCUACACAGCAAGCACAACCUGGCCCGAGUCCUACGCUGUGGCAGAGGUUGAGUUCUUCAAGCACAUUGCCAGGCAGGCCCCCCCUGACAGCCUGCACCUCAAAUGCCUGCAGUUCUUCACCCGUCUUCCUCUGGGCUUCAGCUUUUCCACCUACACCAUGAAGACCAUUGUCAUGCACCUGCUCAACAUCACACCCGUCUCAGAGUGGCGCAGGAGAGAUCUCGUGGUACGACUGCUGGAUAUCAUCAACAGCCUGCACUUAUGUCUGCGAGCAAAAUGCCUCCACCACUUCAUUGUGGGCAACCAGAGGCUUCCUCAGGACAUCAACUUACCCGCAGAUGUCCAAAGAGCUGAGCCAUACAAUCUCCUCCAGCACCUGGCCCAGCAACCGGCUGCCCACGCCCAUGCUCUCUAUGAGUACCACAUUCUCUACAAGUGGUUCAGAAGAAUCCUUCUUGCUGAGGAUUUACCGGAUGAAGGGGAAGAGUUAUGGCUCUGA
This is a messenger RNA of Passer domesticus (house sparrow), 2226 nucleotides long. RefSeq names its product inositol 1,4,5-trisphosphate receptor-interacting protein-like 1. The transcript is spliced from 5 exons. NCBI's taxonomy places the organism in Eukaryota, Metazoa, Chordata, Aves, Passeriformes, Passeridae. Gene Ontology annotation, cellular component: membrane. Bases 1 to 2226 code for a protein of 741 amino acids. The record is from RefSeq and is a predicted model, not a curated record.